AUGAUUCCCACCUGUCGUCAACGUCCCUGCUCCAUAACCUUCGAAUGCGGCGCUGCGAAACCAGUACCGCCUCGAAGAUUGACGAUGGCGUUAAUGCUCGUCAUCAGGUUAAUCAGGUUGUCGCUAAUCAACCAGAGUUUGCUGCUGCCUUUCAAAUGCGCUGUUGGCACUCCGAUGAAUCCUACUAAACGUUGUGCUGUUUGGUAA
Messenger RNA from Cooperia oncophora, 207 nucleotides. The record is from the annotation of a GenBank genome assembly. Lineage: Eukaryota; Metazoa; Nematoda; Chromadorea; Rhabditida; Trichostrongylidae.